Messenger RNA from Dicrocoelium dendriticum, 237 nucleotides. The record is from the annotation of a GenBank genome assembly. NCBI's taxonomy places the organism in Eukaryota, Metazoa, Platyhelminthes, Trematoda, Plagiorchiida, Dicrocoeliidae.
AUGACAAUCGUCACUGAACAUUUGGACGAGGUUGUAGCAAUUAGAACUAACCUCAAGAAUUUAUCUGAAAUACCAAGCUGUUUUCGCUCUCUCCACAAAGGGUGGGGAGGGGGGGGGGGGGGGGGGGGGGGGGGGGGGGGGGGGGGGGGGGGUUGGGGGGGGGGGGGGGGGGGGGCAACAACGAGAGGAGACACGAGAGAUAUCACACACAACAGUGAGUGUGGACUCAGAGCUUAG